AUGAAUGACCGAACAACACUGCCAAAUAGCAAACCAGAAGUCUUAUGUCGAGUUUGUGGUGACAAAGCUUCUGGCAAACAUUAUGGAGUUGCUAGUUGCGAUGGCUGUCGAGGAUUUUUUAAAAGAAGUAUUCGAAGAAAUUUAGAAUAUGUUUGUAAGGAAAAUGGACGUUGUGUUGUGGAUGUAACCAGACGUAAUCAAUGUCAAGCAUGUCGAUUUCGAAAAUGUUUGCAAGUAAAUAUGAAAAAAGAUGCCGUCCAACACGAAAGAGCUCCAAGAUCAUGUAUACCACAUGGCCAUCAUCAUGGACCACACACAAAUCCAUUAACAGGACAUUUACUGCCGUUACCAUUUCCUGGAAUGUCUUUUCCACGUCAAUUUCAUAAUUCAUUCUUUACAACUGGAGGUGCAGGUCUUCCUUUACCAACAAUACAAAAUCGUCAUCCAUUUUUAACGAAUCAAAUACCAACAAUACCACCAAAUGGAUUUGAAGCGACCAUACCACCAUCAGCUCCACCAGGGGCGCCUUCCACAAAUUCAUAUGGAAGUAAUUUAUUUUAUCCAACAAUGUUCUCACCAACUUCAAUUCCAUCAUAUUUUCGUGGAAAAUUUUUGAAUACGAUGGGAAUUGGGAACGAAAUUAUUGAUCCUGUAAUAUUACCACGAAGUGUAAAUAAUUUGAAUAAUUCUACAGCACAUCGGCAAGCAAGUAAUGAUGAUGAAGUUAGUAGUUCAGAGGAAGCAAAUACACAAAGUGUUACCCAAUCACCAGCUGUUGAAAACAGCAGAAUGGUUGAAAUUACUAAUAAUAAUAAAAUCGAACAAAAAAUGGUUACGGCAGAUAAUUUUAAUCCAUUUUCUACAACGAUAUCAUCAACAAUUUUCCCUAGUGAAAAUAUUUAUGAGUCUGCGGCAAAACUACUAUUUUUGUCUGUGAAAUGGGCUCGAACAAUUCCAUCAUUUUUGCAAUUAUCACAUAAAGAUCAAAAUAUACUUUUGGAAGAAUCGUGGGGCGAAUUAUUCAUUCUAACAGCUGCUCAAUGGACGUUACCAAUAGAUGAAAGUGUAUUAAUAAAUAAUUUAACGACAAACAUAACGAAAACAUUAAAUUUGGAAGAAGAUGCCAAACGUUUACGAGAUAUUGUGACACGAUUAACCCUCUUACAAAUUGAUCACACUGAAUACGCUUGUCUAAAAGCAUUGAUUUUAUUUAAAUCAGAUUGCCAACAUUUAGCGGAUUCUGGUCAUGUUGAAUUACUCCAAGAUCAAACUUAUGUAAUGUUACAAGAAUAUUGUAAUUCAACAUCAAAUCGAUUACAUCGCUUAAAUAGUGGCGAUAAACGUGGUGCUGUUCGUUUUGGAAAAUUAUUAUUGGCUUUACCUGCCGUACAAUCGUUAUCGAAACGAUCAUUGGAAGAAUUAUUGUUUAAAAAGACAAUUGGAGAUGUUGCAAUUGAACGAUUAUUAAUUGAUAUGAUUAAAUCAUCAUCUUAA
Chrysoperla carnea is the source of this 1494-nucleotide messenger RNA. Its product is annotated as nuclear receptor subfamily 2 group E member 1-like. The coding region runs from base 1 to 1494 and encodes 497 amino acids. Gene Ontology annotation, biological process: anatomical structure development; cell differentiation; regulation of transcription by RNA polymerase II. The record is from RefSeq and is a predicted model, not a curated record. Gene Ontology annotation, molecular function: nuclear receptor activity; zinc ion binding; RNA polymerase II cis-regulatory region sequence-specific DNA binding. The transcript has 6 exons. Lineage: Eukaryota; Metazoa; Arthropoda; Insecta; Neuroptera; Chrysopidae.